Molecule: messenger RNA, 1044 nt
Organism: Dermacentor silvarum
Lineage: Eukaryota; Metazoa; Arthropoda; Arachnida; Ixodida; Ixodidae
Product: zinc metalloproteinase-disintegrin-like brevilysin H2b
Exons: 5
Coding region: 9-692 (227 amino acids)
Biological process (GO): membrane protein ectodomain proteolysis
Molecular function (GO): metalloendopeptidase activity
Source: RefSeq, a predicted model, not a curated record
UUUCAGGUAUGGCUGAAAAAGCUGGAAUUUGCACGGAGGAGAACGUCGCUAUUGGAGAAGACGAUCCGCACACAUAUAAGGGACUUGUAACGAUGGCACAUGAACUUGGGCAUUCUCUGGGCUCCGAUCAUGACAGCUGUGAAGGUGCCAAGGACUGUCCUGCUAGAUAUGGAAACUUAAUGACUAACAUAGAUAAAGGCAUGCGAAAUAAAUCAAGACUGUCGGAGUGCAGCCAACGACAAAUACGUACUUUAGUAAGGCGACUGGAACCAUCAUGUAUAAACGUCAGCACAGUAGCCAACUACACAAACGAAGGGUAUCCUGGAGAAAACAUUACUCACGAUGACUUUUGUAGGUUGAUGCACCCAGAAACAGAAAACAUACAGGCCUCCACAGAGGAUGCGCAGGAAUGUAGCAUCAACUGCUGUUGGAAUGAGACAUUAGGCAUAGGAAAUCGUGGCAGCUCUAGUAGUUCCGAGAUGGAACUUAUAGAAUCUCAACAGACUACUACUGAACAAAGUGACGAAUAUAGCUACGACGAAGAAGUUACAUUUUGUGGAAAACACAGCAUGCUGGACGGAAUGCCAUGCAGCGAGAAUAAGACAUGCAACAGAGGUAUUUGCGAUACUCACAACUGGAGUUCGAUAAAGUGGGAUAAUGGCACUUUCCGGACGUUCGCAAACAUUUCAUGAUGUUUGUUUUCUUACUUCGAGGAUUGUGUACUUAUAUCGGGAACAGUACACACUCUUUAAUUUGCCAGGAUGCACAUUGUCUCUCAACACAUCUAAUAUUAUUAUAGGAGACGUGGGCAAUAAAUAUUACAGCGCAUCCUGCCUUUACGAAGGUGAAAAUUCCGUUUUCAAGAAAAGGUUUCCUAAUAAUUCGACAGUGUUACGUCAGUCCCACAUAGAUCUCGACGAAGGAUGCUACAGUGAUCUUGAAAACAAGACAAGCACAAAGUCACACUGCCUUGCUCCAUAUUAAGCAAGUUUAUUGUUUUGAAUGUAAUGUUUUUUUUUAUUUUUUGUUAAUAAACUGGAACGA